Messenger RNA from Colletes gigas, 2749 nucleotides. RefSeq lists its product as uncharacterized. The coding region runs from base 587 to 2533 and encodes 648 amino acids. The record is from RefSeq and is a predicted model, not a curated record. The transcript has 9 exons. Lineage: Eukaryota; Metazoa; Arthropoda; Insecta; Hymenoptera; Colletidae.
CGCUAAAAAAAAAAGAAAUCAUUCGUGAUUAAGUAAAACACAUUUCAUUUCCUGGAUACGCUAACAUUUUCAUAGAAACGAAAAGUUCGUGUAUAAUGUUUUGCUUGACGAUACAAUGCACUUUAUACGAACGCGAGGAGAAUAAGAAUGAAGAGGGGCAUGCGCAGAGAUACAUGCAUCAUUAAAGCCUGAACGAUUCUAAGAGAAGGGGGGGGGGAGAGAGAAACAUUGAGUGAAAUGACGAGAGAAUGAUAGAAAAUUUUCAGUCGAGUCCGAACAAGCGGAGAAAAGUGUUCGCUGAGCCGUUUUCUGUCGUUGUAUCGAAAACACGCUUAGCAACUGUAUUUCCGAGAAACGAUCGCCGAACGAAUGUUUGUGAAACGGUACAUAUUGUGACAAAGAUUCAGACAGUUCAGAACUACAGUUUGCAAUUAAUGAACUUUCAAACCGUAACCAGUAUACGAGAAUUUGUGCUCAAACAGUGUCUCAGGUAUAGCAGAGUAUAAUGGAUCGAAAAUAGAGACUGCACGUAUAUCUGUGUAAUUAAAGAGAAACAAGAAACCGAGGACACAUUGAGAAAUAGAAAAUGAAGGAAACAAAAGUCAUCGCAAGCUUGCUUUUUCUCUCGGUAAUAUGGGGAGUAAGAAGUGCUUUCAAUAACAACGCCACCAGAAUCGAUGAAAUGAGAUACAAACUCUUUCAACUCGAGUAUACGUUGGAAAGAAAUUUAUCGGAGGCAGGGUUAAGCGUUAUAGGAUUCGAAGACGAUAAAUAUCUGAACCUUAUAAAGACUUUCAAGGCCUUCGGAAACGAACUAGAACAGAAGUUUCCAAGCGGUGGUUACGAAUAUUUAAAUUCGUUGAAUUCCGUGUGGCUAUGGGCCCGAACAGAGAACGAGCUAAAAAGCAUCGACGGACUGUAUAACGUUUUUAGGCAAAUGCAACGUGAAAUUAUCGACGAGAAUGUGUACCUUGAUCUAGAGAAACUAGCAGAUUUUUCGAAAACUAUUUUGCACGAUCCAAAUGCAUCCAUAAUAAAUGCGUUAACGCGUAUAGCUGAAUUCAUAAUAUAUGAUAAAUUGUUUAUGGUUUCAUAUCAGGAUGCAUCCUCACAAAUUUGCAGUGAACAGCAAUCGCUGCAACAAUUACUCUACAAUCUAUAUAGCACGAUUACCCUUACAGAAAUUAAAGGCUACAGUAUGAUACACUUCUCUUACAUGUUGCUACGACUCUACAAUCCAGGUUCUAACUUCAGCGAAGAAAUAGAUUUAGUAACGCAACAAUAUACAACAAGAACAUUGGAAACCGUAAGAGCAGUGAAAACUGCUAUGGCUUUUGCUCCUAGAGAUCUUUGGAAAUGUGAUGCUGGAGUUCAAAAAUUAGAUAAAACAUAUACACAAAUGACAAAACUGUUCCAAGGGUAUAUUGUAAACGAAGUAGAUUUGAAUAGGCAAUCAUCUUGUAAAGAAAAUUGUGCAUAUUAUUCAUACACAAAAGUGCAAGGAUGCUAUAAAAAUCAAUUCUGUUCUCGGCAGCAACAAUGCAAUGGCAAAGUAUUAAAUUGUGAAUACAUAGAUUCGGACAUGUGGAUUUGUCCUUCGCCCUCAAACAGUAGCCGAAGAUAUGAACAUAUAGAAUAUGAAAACGGUCGCGUAUUUGGACAAAAGAGCACAUGUGAAGCUGGAACUACUAAAGUCGAUAGCUGGUGGCGUUGGUUGUUCUGGCAUUGCAGUUAUUGUUUCUGCUAUUGCGAUGAUAAUACCACGAAAUCUGAUCGUUACUUCAGUUUGCAAAAAGUCACGUCUGACGUCGCGAAUAACAAGGUUAUAACAGGCGUUGCGUUAAAGAAAGUAAAUCAAAUAAUACACAUACAAAUACAAGAAGGUAAUCUAAUGCCACGUGGAUAUAUCAAUGAGACAACUAUCGCCUGGAAACCGAUCGACGCCUUCCACAUAUUAGACAAGGAUGUAAAGAGUAACAUUGAUUACCAUACUUUAGCAUGGGAAAAAAGAGGUUUAGACUUAGAUGAUUUGGUGCCAGCUCAAGAUCACCUACUAACAGGUAUCAGAUUUCGAACAAUCGGAUCCCGCUUGAAUUUAGAAAUAAUGGCGACGCCAUUCAAUUUCACAACAGGAAAACUAAUACAACCGUUAGAAAAGAGUUUCUGGCUGAGUAAUGAUAAUACAGCAAGAACUGAAUUGAAAUUAGAACAACCCGAUAUUCCGAUUCGAUAUCCUACACCUUCAUUACCAGACUCAGGGAAAAAUCAAUAUUUGAAUUUUGCGCCAAGCGAUCGUGUAUAUGAUGCUGCACAAAACACAAUACCGUUCCUCGAUAUUCAACCAGUGGUACCAAAUCCACCAGUGCCACUCGCGGGUGCCGGAAUUUUCCAUAAAGGUAGAAUAGCAUCUGGAGGAUUCGUGGCGUUGAAACUAAUCACAUAUGAUUUUAAUUCGCAUUUACAAGUUGAUUUGCCACCCGCGCAACCGAUUAUUAAUACUCCAAUAAUACUAAAUGAAAUAAAAUCAGUAUAAAUUUAGUCAUAUAAAUGUAAUGUUAAUAAUUUACGAUUCUUAGAUAUUUUUUUACUAUGUAUACAUUAUUUCUACUUUCAUAUAUUCCUCAUUGUUCUUAUGUUUAAUGAUAUCAUUUGUAUUCGAUUUUCAUACGCGUCUGUAAAAUUUGUGAAACGAAUAACAAAAUGUACGGAUAUCAAUUCUAUUUUUAUGUAGUCAUUCAUCAAAUAAUUU